Molecule: messenger RNA, 3575 nt
Organism: Mercenaria mercenaria
Lineage: Eukaryota; Metazoa; Mollusca; Bivalvia; Venerida; Veneridae
Exons: 2
Coding region: 215-772 (185 amino acids)
Molecular function (GO): protein binding
Source: RefSeq, a predicted model, not a curated record
AACUAGGGAUAGUGACCGUAUAUUUCCCAUCGUUCUUGUUGAUCUUGAUUUUGACUUAUUAAAUGUUUUUUUGUUUGUUUGUUUUUUUUUGUAUUGUCGUUGCUAAAACGAUGACUAACUAAAUGUAUUGCCUAUAAAAGUGACUUAUUUAACAGACAUAAUAGUAAUUCUAUUCACAUUGAAUUGUUAACAAGCAUUUUAUUCUUGUAUAAAAAUGCCGGCUUAUUGGAACAUUAUCGCUUUGUUUUGUUUGGCGACUGUUGUUUAUUCGCAAAGGGCUACAUCAUCGUCAUGCGUUUAUACCAUGGACAACGUGUUAGAGAAGAUGAUCAAGAUUGGGAUAAAGGUAGAGGAGAUAGAGAAAAGACUGAAUGCAAUAGAGGCUCAACAGAGUGGAACUAUUCAAGUCCUCAAAACUCCAAAGGUUGCUUUUAGAACCCAGCUGAGCUCUAAUCUCGGGACUGUAUCAUCUGGUUCCACAGUAAAGUUUGAUCAGGUUGACCUUAACCUUGGCAGUGCUUAUAGUGAUGGUGUCUUUACUGCGCCGUAUAACGGCACGUAUAUAUUUUCGAUGGUACUGGGAAAUCCUAAAGGAAAGCCUGGUGCCUUCUUCAUGAAGAAAAAUGGCGUUGGAAUUCAGUAUGCUAUAGCUGGGCACACGACUAGUUGGAAUAUCGGCGGUGUCACCACAGUAGCUGAACUUGUUAUCGGUGACCGAGUGUGGGUUGAAGGUGAAGGAAAUGUGUCUGGUGCUUAUCCCACAGCCAGAUAGCACACUGGGUUCUCUGGCAUUCUUGUAAACGCAUACUGAACGGAAGCAGUGACAGCUACAGAAGAAACAGGACUUAUUUUUGUAGAUUCAAGAAAUAGCAACACGUACUAUUCCCUCCUCCAGGCAUGCAGAAUUUAGCAUCCAUUUUCCCCCGAAUGCAGUCUUUACUCUUUUACCAAAGCAAGAUACCCAGAAAAAAUGUGCAUUUAAUAAAUUUUGUUAUAAAGCUACACUUUUUCGAAAUUCAUCUCAAAUGCCGCAUAAUCCAAUGUUGGGAGCUUCCUAAAAUAUGUAUAUAAAACACCCUAAUAUUUGUAAAUUUAUCUGCAAACAAUACAAUAAAAGUUUCGAUAUUGAACAUACAGUUUCUUACUGUCACUGCUUUUCUAUAGAGUAAUCCUGUUAUUUUCUGUUGCUUUUUUUUUUUGGUUUGUUUGUUAGUUUUUUGUGGUUUGUUUUUUCUAUUUAAGGGGACGCAUAUUGCUACAUUCACAGUUCAUACAGAAAUGCGGAAGGGGUGCAUAUUCAAGAAAUCGAUGGUGGGAAAAUAAAAAACAUAUUCCUAAACUGAUAUAAUACUGAUGGACACCUGUAAUAUUCAGUACUUUGUGGAUAAGGAUGCGGUACUAUGAAUGUAAUAGGAAUACAGAGGUCUUUGUGAAAGUACAUUCAACACAAAAUAUUAAGCUUUUGUAUAAGGAAAAAACAGGUUUUUACAAUAACAGUGUUCCAAAUAAUGUUGAAGGGAUGAAAUCUUCUUUCUAACACACCAGGUUUGCUUAAACAUGUAAAAAUUUAACGCCACGUCAUUUCAGCUCGGGAUGGACGCCAUAUUUCUCAUUGAUAAAAAAUGUAAACAAAAAAAUCAGAGUGGGAUUAGCAUUGCAAGGGAAUAACAUGACAUUCUACACAAUGAAUACCUUAGAACAGAUAUAUCUAAGAUGCUACACAGGUCAGGCGGGUUAAUUAAAUGCAUAAUGUCGAUCACUUGAAAUUCAUCUUGAAAAGGUGGUUAAUUUUAGUUUAUUUACAUGGUUUUUAAUUUUCCCACGACCUCUCGACGAUUCACUGCAAAUGUAUUACUGCGCCGGACGAAAGGUAACUCUAAUAAACAACGGGAGACAACUUAGGUGUCAGCAUGUGUACGAUUUUUAAAAAAACAUGUCGAUGAUUAUAAUUUCUUAUCAAAUAAUGAAUCCUAUUCAGAUAUUCGUCUUUAAUAAUAGAAAAUUUUUAAUUUCUGUGGACAUUUAUCAAAAAAUAUUACUUACAGUGGACUACUUUGCGCAUCAAACUGGUUUCCGCUUCAGUUGUGAGGCACUUCCGUUAUACUUUUUGACAACAAUAACAAAACACAAAAUGAAUCAAUAAAGUCACUUGUAAACCGAUUGCUACUUAAAUCAGUGUACUAAUAAACUUUGAUAAUGUGGCAGUUGACCUCAAUACAACCGACACUGUUUAUUUUCCAGUACAGGUAAAUCCAAUUAUUGCUUUACAAUAGAUCUGUGACGGAUUACCUUUGAACACCCCUGGACUUACUGGACUCAACUGCCACAUUAUCAAAGCUUAUUAGUAAGUAUAGUUGUUGUUACAACAUUAUACAUGUUCGUUACGUUAUGAGAUAAAGUUUAUCUUGAACUGCAUAAUCUAUUAAUUACGUUUAGAUGAUAUUGUAUUACAACUUAUUUGACCCCGUUUAUUUACGUGAAUGACAGCAUUCUCGUGCAACUCGUGCAAACACAGUUAUGAAAAGUAUGGUGGAGAAUUCAAGGACAAAUUAUAAAUUACAUUAAAGUGAGGAUAACUGUAUAUUCGUCCAGUUUUGAUCAUUGACAUUCCUGCUGUGUAUUAGUAAGUUUUGUGAGCAAGAUUAGAAUGUUACUUUUGCACAUAUAUACACAUUGAUUGGAUCUCUCAACCAAAUUCCAUUCCUUAUUUUGGGGAUUUUUAAGACAAUACAUUUUCAAAAGUUUGUUGAAUGUGUUUUGAUAUUUAAGUGCAUAGUAGUUCAUGAAUACCAAGUUAAAAAUUAAUAAUGGCAACAUUUCUAGUCCCUUAUUGUAAGCCACUAGACUUCUGUAACGAUAAAUGUUUAAUGUAUUAAGGGGAAUAUACUCUUUAAGUUUUGGAAUGUGGCAUUCCUUGACCACCGUAUCUUUUCUUAUGCACUUCUUUGUAAACAAACUAAAUAAUGUGUUUUAGCUUACAUAUGCGAAAUGAAAAACAAGACAGUGAACUUAUUUCACAUUCUUUCUUUAAAUUAGAAUCUGUAGGAGAUUGAUAAAUGUUUGGACAAGGUGAAGCACUAUUAUUUUCGCACAAAAAAGUAUUAAUUGUUGACUUUGAAUGUACACAAUAAGUCUUAUGUAAUUCAACAAUAACUUUCUUGUUUCAGUUUUUCUCAUUUUUUUAGUGAGCAAUCCUUUGUGUACUUAUAACAGUUGAAACAGUAUCCAUUUCAUAUACCAAAAUCUUGUACUUUUUUUGCAGGUAAAUUUUAUCAUACCCCAUCCACUUUUUUCUAAUUUCAAAGUAUGCGUCCCCUUAAAGUGUUCUUGAUUUGAUCACUUCCCCUUCAGAAAUUACCACUCCCGUAUGAACUUUAUCAAUUACGUGUAUGUAUUUGUUAACAUGUAUUUACACCAUGUAAACUGUGACUCUGAAUAAAAAGUAUUGACUUGACUUGACUUGACUACAUGUAAAGCCAUUACUUUGAUUAGAAUUACCUUUUUUGCUUACUUGAUGAUGUUACAUGUUUUAAAACAUAGUUUGAUUUUUAAUAAAACAAAUAAAUCUUGGCGUA